UGGGUAAUUUGAGAACGACCUGGCAAAGAUGGCGGCGUCCUCAACAGGACGCGUUUUGAAUCUUUGCAAGCAAUUUCAGAACGUUUGCCGGAUAGCCUCACAGAUAAAUGUUCCAAAAUAUGCCGGUCUGACCAGUUUAAGCUCUUAUCUUUGCAGGGAAAAGUCUCCGCUGGUCGGCCAAUGUCGGUACAAUCUCAGCCAGCCUGUGCUUCAAUGUCGUUCCUUGCACACAACUGUCAACAGAAGGGGUCUGGAUGAGUUCUUCGACCUGCCAGAGAACUGGGGAGAGAACACAGUCAAAUCAGGAGCACCGUGGACGGCCAAACAACUGAGGGCAAAGAGCAAUGAGGAUUUACACAAACUGUGGUAUGUGUUGCUGAAGGAGAAGAACAUGCUGCUCACACUGCAGCAGGAAUCAAGAAGGCAAAGGCUUCAAAUGCCCAGUCCAGAGAGAAUCAGGAAGGUGGAGCGCUCCAUGAUCCGGUUGGAGACGGUGGUGAAGGAGCGAGAGACUUCACUGCGUCUGCUCCAGACGGGCCAGGAGAGAGGACGACCAGGAGCCUGGAGGAGGAACGUGUUUGGCUUUGCGUACUGGUAUCGAUUCAAAGAGUACGCCAUUCCCUGGUACAUGAAUAGAAGAUACAAGCGAAAGAAGUUUUACACGCCCCACUUUGUUGAGCCGCACAUCAGGUUACGUAUCGAGAAGUACAUUCGAGCUCAGUACAGGAAAUCCAACAUGGAGAAGAAAAAGCUGGCCAAACUUCAAGAACGGUUUCCUCAGAUGAAGGUUCCAGCAUCCUGAAACGUCCAUCAAUUUCCUCCGGUUACUUUAGCUUUUUAUGUAUGUGAUCACGUAAGAUAAACAAUGACAUAACUUCUUUUUGCCCUUUCUCCCUCGCUUGUUAAUUCAACAAUCACAAUAAAGUCCAGCCACUGAACGUUAAGAAUUAAAUACAG
Molecule: messenger RNA, 957 nt
Organism: Doryrhamphus excisus (bluestripe pipefish)
Lineage: Eukaryota; Metazoa; Chordata; Actinopteri; Syngnathiformes; Syngnathidae
Gene: mrpl47
Product: mitochondrial ribosomal protein L47
Biological process (GO): mitochondrial translation
Cellular component (GO): mitochondrial large ribosomal subunit; mitochondrial ribosome
Molecular function (GO): structural constituent of ribosome
Source: RefSeq, a predicted model, not a curated record